Zerene cesonia (dogface butterfly) is the source of this 3707-nucleotide messenger RNA. RefSeq lists its product as uncharacterized. Lineage: Eukaryota; Metazoa; Arthropoda; Insecta; Lepidoptera; Pieridae. The record is from RefSeq and is a predicted model, not a curated record. The coding region runs from base 417 to 3635 and encodes 1072 amino acids. The transcript is spliced from 7 exons.
UCUCUCUUCGUAAAUUGUUUUGUUGUCUCUUUGAACGAUCGCAGUGGCGCGUGUUUUCUUCAUAUAAUUUCUACGUUUACGCGUUAAAAUGAAAUUAAUAUAAAACUAAAUCAGAUUCUAGUGUUUCAGUGACGUAAUGUACUAAGAAUUUUAUACGAAACUUGGUAAAAUUGUUAGUGGCAGACAAAGAAGCGGUAAUACCUGUUGACUAACUGUGUAAUAACAUGAUGUUGUAUUUAGAUGCAAUUAUUGUUUGAAAUAAUAUAGUAUAGGUAUUUAUACAUUUGAUGUUAUUCGUUUGGUGCGUAGAUUUUGAAGUUGUUAUAAAGAAAACGGAAUAAAAUAAAACAUCUGAAGGCCAGCCUGUGACAUAGACUCGAUUAUACAAAUCUAAAUUAUCAAAACAUGAACCCCUAAUGGGUACUAAAUGGUUGAUCCUGUGUUCACUUUGGGCCGCUCGCCUGGUGCUGCAGCCGACACCACCCGUGGUUACCACUAGUGGACUGCUGCGGGGCUAUGUGGCCCCUGAUGGGUCACACCUGCGAUACAAUGGCAUACCGUAUGCUAUUGCUGAAAGGUUUCAGGUAUCUCGUCCAGUAUCAAAAUGGGAAGGCGUAUUCGAUGCAGUGAACGAAAACGUAAGAUGCGCGCAAAGGUUCUCACAAACAUGGAUAAAUGGAAGAGAAAACUGUCUCACUUUGAACGUGUACACGCCUCUACAAGCGGGGAAAAAGCCUUACCCCGUGAUGGUGUUUAUUCAUGGAGGAGGAUUCAGAGACGGAUCUGGUUCUCCUCUUCUAUACGGACCGGAGUACUUAACCAGACAUGGCGUAGUUCUUGUAACGGUCAAUUACAGACUUGAAAUAUUAGGUUUCCUUUGCUUGGGAAUUAAAGAAGCACCAGGGAAUAUGGGAUUAAAGGAUCAGGUAGAAGCGCUUCGCUGGGUGCAGAGAAACAUUCAGGCAUUUGGUGGCGAUCCUGACAACGUCACUUUAUUUGGUGAAAGCGCUGGAUCAGCGUCUGUGUCGUACCACAUAGUUUCACCAAUGUCUCGUGGGUUAUUCCAUAAAGCAAUUAUGCAAAGUGGCUCCGCAAUGGCGCCCUGGGCUUUACAAUUUGAGCCAUUGCCUACCGCUCGUAAACUUGCCAAACAAAUGGGACAUGAAUUAAAUGACGCUUAUGAUAUUUUAGAACUAUUGAACAAUAAACCAGUUAAAGAUCUUUUGGGGACACGUGUUCCCAGAGCAUUUGGAGAUACUGUUCUAUCAGAAAACAUAUUUGUGCCUUGCAUUGAAAAUGAUAUACCUAAUUCGGAAGAAUUCAUACGUGAUAGCCCAUACAACUUGAUCAAUAAAGGCCAAUUUAAUAAAGUACCCAUUAUCAUGGGCUACAACAGCGCAGAAGGUCUAAUGUUUGUUGGAAAGGAAAAUGAAACGACCAUAAACAAUUUUAGCUUCAUCGGUUCACUGCCAAGAGAUUUAAAAUUCCCAUCUGAAUACGAUAAAAACGCAACUGCAGAAAAACUUAAAGAAAUAUAUUUCGAGAAUUUUGACAAAUCCACGAUAUCUCCAGCUUCAUUAGCUAAAUAUGAAGGAGAUUUAGGUAUAGUUUAUCCUGUUAUAUUGACGGCGGAUUUUCUUAUGAGAAAAAUGGAGAAACCCGUAUUCAUUUACAAAUUUUCUCGAGAUGGAUGGAUGAAUUUAUUAAAGCUGCUAUUUGGAGUUACGGAAUACCCCGGCGCGACGCACGCUGAUGAGCUAUUUUAUAUAUUUAAAACUGAAAUUACCUUGCCUAUGUCAUUUUUUGAAAUUGAUAUGACUAAAAAGAUGACAACAAUGUGGACGAACUUUGCCAAAUUUGACAACCCAACCCCAGAAGCGACUCAGCAGCUUCCUAUGAUUUGGCAACCCAGCAACAAGAUGGAUCAAAAAGUAUUGGUUAUAGACACAAAAUUUUCCACAGAACCGUUGUGGAAAGAUGAUGCGAUAAUAUUUUUAAACCAGACAUAUACAAAAUAUAGACGGAAAUCAUAUCUAAUGUUGUUUUUGUUCAUCUCACUGUCAAGUGCGAGUCUUCUACGACCACCGACAUUGCCAGUGCGUGUGUCAGGAGGCACCCUCAGAGGAUCCGUGGCGUUGGACGGGUCACAUCUGCGCUACACCGGGAUACCAUACGCGACCGCUCAGAGGUUUCAGGCACCCAAACCCGCCCCAAAAUGGAGAGGCAUAUUUGAUGCAGUUAAUGAACAUAGAAGAUGUCCACAAAACUUUCCGAAACCAUUGAUCACGGGAGACGAAGACUGCCUGUACUUAAAUGUUUAUACACCAUUAAAAUCGGAAAAUAAAUUAUACCCUGUUAUGGUAUUCAUUCACGGAGGUGGUUUCAAAGAAGGCUCCGGUUCACCACUUGUCUAUGGGCCAGAAUAUUUAGUAAAACAUGAUGUUAUUUUAGUCACAUUUAACUACAGACUUGGCGUGCUUGGGUUCCUCUGUUUGGGAAUAAAGGAAGCUGCCGGUAAUAUGGGUUUGAAGGACCAAGUAGAAGCGCUUCGUUGGGUGAAGAAUAAUAUCAGAGCUUUUGGGGGAGACCCUGAUAACAUAACAUUGUUUGGAGAGAGUGCCGGUUCAGCAUCUGUAGUAUAUCACAUGCUAUCUCCUAUGUCCACUGGCCUAUUUAAUAAAGCUAUCAUGGAGAGUGGAUCUGCAAUGUCAUACUGGUCUGGACAAUUUGAGCCGAAAGAAAUAGCCUUCAAAUUGGCCGCACACAUGGGACACAACACAAGAGAUGUGCGUAAGAUAGUAAAUAUAUUUAAACGUAAAACAAUUACAGAGCUAUUGAGUGCUAAACUACCCAGAAAUACUGGUGACAUUGUGCAAUCAGAGAAUAUUUUUGUUCCUUGUAUUGAAGAUACUAUAGAAGGAUUGGAACCAUUUAUAACUUCAAGCCCUUAUGAUAUUAUUAACAGCGGUAAUUUCAAUAAAGUCCCUGUUAUAAUGGGCUUCAACAAUGCAGAAGGUUACAUGUUUGUAGGAAAAGAAACCUCUCGUCAAAGAGACGAGUUUAAAUUUAUAAGUGCUUUACCGAGAGAUUUAAUAUUCCCCACUGCAUCUGAAAAAGAGACAACUGCAGAGAGAUUAAAAGAACUGUAUCAAGAUCGCCCGCAAAUGAGUAUACAAUCUUUAGUGAAAUACGAAGGUGACGCUGGUAUAAAAUACCCUGUAAUAGCUACAGUAGAUCUUUUGCUUAAGAAUAUGGACGAACCAGUAUAUGUUUACAAAUUUGCAUAUGACGGUUUAUUAAAUCUGGUUAAAUUUGGUUUUGGAUUCGGAACUUAUCCUGGAGCAUCUCACGGUGAUGAAUUGCUUUACAUAUUUAAACCACAAGGAUCAACGGUACUGUCACUUUUGGAAAUGAAUAUUAUUGGUAAAAUGACACUAAUGUGGACGAAUUUCGCUAAAUAUGGAAACCCGACCCCCGAUGAGACCGCAUUAGUUCCCAUGAAAUGGCAGCCGACCAAUCUUUCCGACCCUCAACUUCUGGUCAUCGACAGGCAAUUAUCCACAGAAAGUCUUUGGAAUGACCAGGAUAUUUUAUUCUGGAACGACACUUAUACAUAUUACAGAAGAAUAGCAUGACCUAAGUGUCCCUCACACCUCAUCAUAUUUAAUAUUAUAACACUAAAAUCCAAAGAUAAAUAAACAAACUCA